Corylus avellana is the source of this 1663-nucleotide messenger RNA. RefSeq names its product E3 ubiquitin-protein ligase RDUF2. The record is from RefSeq and is a predicted model, not a curated record. NCBI's taxonomy places the organism in Eukaryota, Viridiplantae, Streptophyta, Magnoliopsida, Fagales, Betulaceae. Gene Ontology annotation, biological process: protein ubiquitination. Gene Ontology annotation, cellular component: cytoplasm. Gene Ontology annotation, molecular function: ubiquitin protein ligase activity.
CUCCAGUCUCUAACUUUUUAUCUCUCCAAGCUCUUUCUUUCUAUUUCGCUUGCACUCGCCGGAGAUCUGAAACUUGUGAAGCAGAUCUUGGACUGGAAGUUAGACAGAGAUGUCAUCACCUGCGACGUCGUAUUGGUGUUACAGAUGCACGCGCUUCGUUCAUAUGUGGUCGGAGGAUAAUCUCACCUGCCCGUACUGCGACGGUGGGUUCAUCGAGGAGAUCGAGAACGCUCCUUCCUCGGAAAAUCCCAACCGGCGAUUCGCUACGUCCGCCAUGUACUUAUUCGGAUCCAACGGUCAAGAUUCAGACAGAGCCCCUAGUCCAGUCUCCCGCCGGAGCCGCCGGAGAUCCGGCAACCGUUCGCCGUUCAACCCGGUCAUAGUCCUCCGUGGCGGUGCGGCGGAAUCUGCCGCUGAAGGUGAUGGAGAGAGGAACAGCUUCGAGUUGUACUACGAUGAUGGGGCAGGGUCGGGACUUCGGCCGCUUCCGGCGAGCAUGUCGGAGUUUCUGAUGGGCUCGGGAUUUGACCGGUUGUUGGAGCAGCUCGCCCAGAUCGAAGUAACGGGGUUGGGGCGGCCCGAGAACCCGCCGGCAUCGAAAGCCGCGAUAGAGUCCCUGCCGACAAUCGAAAUCGGCGGCAGCCACGUCAGAUCGGAGUCCCACUGCGCGGUUUGUAAGGAAGCGUUCGAACUGGGAUCGGAGGCUCGCGAAAUGCCGUGCAAGCACAUAUACCACACAGACUGUAUCCUUCCCUGGCUUUCGCUCCGAAACUCUUGCCCGGUAUGCCGGCACGAGCUGCCGAGCGAGCGAAACGAGGCGGAGAUUUCGGAGGACGAGACCGUGGGGCUGACCAUAUGGAGGCUACCGGGAGGUGGGUUCGCGGUGGGGAGGUUUUCCGGUGGGAGAAGAGCGGCGGCGGAGAGAGAGCUACCGGUCGUUUACACCGAAAUGGAUGGUGGGUUCGGGGCGGGUGGGGCUCCGAGACGGGUUUCGUGGGCUUCGAGGACUAGAGGGAGAGAGAGUGGUGGUUUUCGGAGGGCUUUCCGUAGUAUGUUUUCGUUCUUGAGGUUUGGGUCGAAUUCUUCUGGGUCUGAAUCUGGGUCUUUGAGCAGAAGUCAGAGCAAUUCGGGUUCUGUGUUGGGUAGGCACGCUCGGAGGCGGAACAGAGCUUGGGUUUUGGAGGAUCAGAGUGGGAAUAAUGGAAGAUGGUGAUUGAUUUUUGUUUUUGGGUACAAAUUGAUGACAAAUUUUGAAUUCCUUUUGGUUUCUUUGAUAUCUUUGUUAAAUGGGAACUAUAUUUAGAAGUCAGAAGUCGUUUUUGCUGUAAAUAGCAUUGAAUUUAGCAAGAUUUUCGAUUUUGUUCUUUACCGAUGGUAGCUUUCAAGAUCAAAAGAACAAUUCUUUUGGAAGUUUUCCAUGAAAUGGAGGCUGAGCACAGAGAGAAUGGGCCAGUUUCGUUUAUUAUAAAGCAGAAAAGUCAGUUUUGCUGGCCUGAAAAUAGAAGGUGUAUUGGCAAGUUACCAGCUUGAAGGCCAUAUUGGAAGCAUUCUUUAGUUCUUUGUUCUAAAUUGUUGUAAACUUUAGCUUCAGUUUCAUGUAAAAUUCUUUUCCUUGGCGAUCAAUCUAUUAAACUGCUGUCUGGUCUCUCUCUAUUUGUCUCAA